This is a messenger RNA of Lampris incognitus (smalleye Pacific opah), 1569 nucleotides long. Its product is annotated as regulator of G-protein signaling 21. The transcript has 4 exons. The record is from RefSeq and is a predicted model, not a curated record. The coding region runs from base 92 to 670 and encodes 192 amino acids. Lineage: Eukaryota; Metazoa; Chordata; Actinopteri; Lampriformes; Lampridae.
UGCAGGCUGGAUAGAUGCUCUGGAAUAUUUACAAAGACCCUAACACGGGAAAACUUGCAACAGUUUGAAGGACUUUUACAGCAAUGCCGACAUGCCCAAACUUUUGUUUUCAAAGAUUUGCCGCUACGAGUUUAAGGAUCUGAUUGAUAAUGUGAAUCAACGCAGAAGGAUUGAUAUUGUUCUGAGCCGGAGGCAAGGUGAGAAGAACGUCAGGUUAAACUUGGUGCAGAGGACAAAGAAUGACAUUCAUCCCUCGAAGCUCAGGUACGCCGCAGCGCUGACUGGGAUAUUGAUGAAUUGCACCACGAAAUUAUUCAGGUGCUUAGCAGCAUUUCGUUCCUUCCUGCGGUCGGAGUUCAGCGAAGAAAAUGUCGAGUUCUGGCUGGCGUGUGAGGACUUCAAGCGGAUCGCCUCACCUGGCGAUCUGUGUUUGAAAGCUGAGGAGAUCUACCAGGAGUUCCUCCACCCUACGGCACUCCGGGAGAUUAAUGUUGACCACCAUGUAAGAGAGAAGAUAAAGAAGUCCUUGGUGAAGCCAAGUAGCUCCUGCUUUGAUGAAGCCCAGAGACAUGUUUACCAGCUCAUGGAAAGAGACUCCUGUCCCAGGUUCCUCCACUCCGACAACUAUUUGAGUCUGACACGCAAAACCAGGAGCAUGUGGCACAUGUAGCCAUGACAUGAUGACUGAGUCCACUAAAAUAUAUUUGUAUAACAACCUGCUGGUAGAUGGUUGCUUGUACUUCCUCAAAAUUUUCCUUUUUUUCUUUUGUGGUACUAACCAAACAUUUGCAUAUGUCAAAAGUCCAAUACCCGAAAGUGAUAGACUGCAUUCAUAACAGACUUUAGGCCCAAGACAAAUCCUCAAUUUCACCAUUUCAUCUUGUUAUAAUAGGAUCUCAGUGGGGUAUAAAGUGGGCACAUUCGGGUAUUAGACUUUAACAGCCUGCAUCAGGACCAUGAUCACUUUUUGGCAAGUCUUGUGCUUCAGAAAGUUGCUGAAUAAGCAAAAUGUGUUGUACUGUGUAAGAGGUAAAGCCCAGGGUUUUACUUGACUUUUCCCCACGCCAAGUAUAGAUGAUGACCAGAUCUGGCCGUACAUAGCUUUGCUAUUGUUGUUCUGCUUAAAAGCGUUAUUUUAUUUCUGUUGUUGAUGUUUAUCAUCACAGUGAAACACUGAGAACGCUGAGACUGAGAAAAUUUGUUCUUCCCCUCCAACGGAAAAAAAAAAAUUCCUUCAUGUGUUUUUUUUUUGUGGGUUCGGGGGUGGGGGGUAUUUGUAAAUGUGAUAAAAUGGUAAAGAGUACAUUGGAGCAGUGAUUAAUGAAUGUGAUAGUCAUGCUGAAGAAUUGAGAAGUCAUGUGGAAAAGUAAAGUCACUUGGUGAACUGGGCUGUGUUACUUGGAUGGUUGUGGAUGAGGGUAGACGUGGUUGAUAGACUGGAGUUUUCCGGUAAGGUGCAGUAUGUCCGCAAGUGGCGUUCAGAGGGAUAAGAGAUGUGACCCCCCCCCCCCCCCCGCCUGCAUGUUUCGUAGCCAUCACUGUCAAAAUUAAAAGUACUGUGGGAACGUU